AUGGAUGGACAUAGUUCUGAUCACAAUGAUUCUGAUUCUGGUGAAAGUUGGACCAUUCUGGAGCAUUCGCCUAUAUAUGCGCAAGAUGCACCGGAUUUUCCAGAUGAUCCGAAUGAAAGACACUCAAAUAUAAAUAACGAAAAGGAUGAAGACACUGAUGGUAUAUCAAUCAUUAGCGAUAGCGAACAUGAUAUCCCCAUAAUUCGUGAAAAUAUACAAGAAUGUAACGAGUCAGAAGGAUAUCCAACUGAAAAACAAAUUCCCACAUAUGUUUCGUCUUCUCCACAUGUUACAGAUAUUGAUGAAGAUGUUAACUUUGAUGAAUCUGUAAGGGCUGAUGAUGAUUUUCUUAUGGACAGUAAUGGCAAACUCAAAACUUAUGUUCACCGAAGAAAUAAGAGAUUGAGCACUGUUCUUAAUAUUAUUAUGCUGGGUAGUGUUAUAACAGCAGCAGGUGUGGCAAUUGGCCAUAUGUGGGGUGCUAAAAAUGAUUGCACUGUGCAUUCUACACCAACAGUAAAUAAAAUUUUAUCUAAUCUGUACAAGUUGCAAGAAGAAAAUGCUUAUUUAAGAAACAAACUUAAAGAGCUCACAUUACUAAGUACCUAUCAAAUGCAACAGCAAAAGAUGCCAUUGAAACAACAAAGAUGCAAAAAAGUUUUCGAAGAACCCUUAAACAGUAAAAAUGCAAACAAACUUACAAAAUGUCUAGAUACCAAAAAUAAUGAUGAUGAAAAGUUUCUUGAAAGUCAUUUAGUAGAACCCUUAUUUGAAAAAGAACUUAUAAUUGAAAUUGACAAACUUAAGAAUGUAUAUCAACAAAAUAAAAGUUGGUUGGAUGAUGAAAUUGCAAGAAGAAUUAAAUAUGAGGAAAAGCACUUGAAAAAUGUUAAACGUCGUGGAAAAGCUACAAAGCUAAAUAAAGUACGUGAAAACAAAGUUUUUUCUGUAGAACACACUAAAUUACCACUCCUAGAGAAGAAAGAUGAUUUAAUUAAACCAACAACACAACCUCUACCUAUUGAUUUACCAAACAGUAAUGAAACCGAAUUGCACAUAGACAGAAAGAUAUCAUAUGCAGAUUCUCUUAAAACUGGAGAAAAGAGUAAAAAUGUACAAAAGCGAGAAAUAGAUACAACAUCAAUUAGUGAAUUCAAUCAACAUAUUAUUAGGAAAAGAAUGAAGAAGGACCAUGAACAUAAUAUUGAACAAAUUGUAAGUGAGGAUGAAAUUAAAAAAGAUGACAGGUAUAAUUGCCGCAAAUGCAAAAAUAAUAAGAAGAAUGAUAAAUGGCGUAAAAAGCAAAAGAGGAAGUAUAAGUAUGAACAAUUUGAGAUAAAUAGUCAAACUAAAGAUUAUGACGAUUCCCGUGUAACAUUUGAAGAAAGCGGCAAGUUUAACAAGAUUUUGGAAAAAUCAGCCAAAGCUAGAAGUUUUAAAGAAAGCAAAUAUAAAACUGAUAUUUUAGACAAUUAUAAAGCAAAUUCAAACGAAGAAAAAAACACCUCGCAACAGAAUGUACAAAAUGAAAAUAUGACUGAAGAACAGGGUAACUUAAGCAACUGGUAUGAAAAAAAAGCAUUUCUUCGAAACGAAUACAGAAAAAAAUUUGAAAAAGAAUUGUUGGAGGAGAAAAGUACAAAUGAUUUCGGAUGGUAUUUCCGUCGUAUGAAAAGGCGCGAACAAUGUCGUGCAAAAGCUAACAAUGGUACCCACAAAAAGGCGUCUAAUCUUAACAUGAAUAUUAAAAAGAAAUAUUAA
Messenger RNA from Parnassius mnemosyne (clouded apollo), 1761 nucleotides. The record is from the annotation of a GenBank genome assembly. NCBI's taxonomy places the organism in Eukaryota, Metazoa, Arthropoda, Insecta, Lepidoptera, Papilionidae.